This is a messenger RNA of Sesamum indicum (sesame), 2806 nucleotides long. Lineage: Eukaryota; Viridiplantae; Streptophyta; Magnoliopsida; Lamiales; Pedaliaceae. The record is from RefSeq and is a predicted model, not a curated record.
CUCAUUUCCCCUAAAAUCACAGCACUCUCCUCUCUAUCUCCAUUUCACUCCAUUAAUCCCAUUCUCAUUUCCCAGAUUCUGGAAUCGGUUUUUUGAUAAUCCGAUUAUAACUUUCCAUUAUCCAUUGAAAGCUUGAUUACUUCACUGAUUAAAAGGAAUCUGAAUCCGAUUCUCUUCAUUGCCUGGUCAUCAAACCCAGAUUAUUCAGUAUGCAGGGAUUGGGGCAUAAACUAUUCACUCUUGGAUUUUAUUUGUAAUGCAAUCACCUAAUAAGAGCAAGAGGAAACGGAACUUAACACGAACGAGAUCACUAACGGACGAUAUGCCUGUAACUGAUUCGACUGCUGCAAAUGUUCUGGAUGAUUGCACUAUGUUCCCGGUCGAAGAGAUAGUUCAGUAUCCAUUACCAGGUUGUGGAGUACCAAUUUCAGUUAGUUUUAGCCCCGAUGAUAGUCUGAUAGCGUAUUUGUUUAGCCCUGAUCAGAGUUUGUAUAGAAAAGUGUUCGUAUUUGAUCCUAAGAGUGGGAAGCAUGAAUUGUUUUUCAGCCCACCAGAUGGUGGGCUUGACGAGAAUAAUUUGUCUGCUGAAGAGAAGUUGAGGAGGGAAAGGUCGAGGGAGCGUGGAUUAGGGGUAACACGGUAUGAAUGGGUGAAGACGAGCUCAAAGAGAAAAAGAGUUAUAGUACUUCUACCAGCUGGGAUCUAUAUUCAGGACACUGCUGCUCAACCAGAACUUAAACUUCAAAGUGCUUCUUGCUCAACGAUUAUAGAUCCACAUGUCUCACCAGAUGGCACCAUGCUUGCUUAUGUGAGGGAUAAUGAGCUGCAUGUGUUAAACCUUCUGUACAACAUGUCAAAGCAGUUGACAAUGGGCGCCAAUGAGAAUUCUAUAACACAUGGCCUUGCUGAGUACAUUGCCCAGUGGUGGUCACUAGACAGCAAAUAUAUUGCAUUCACCGAGGUGGAUUCAUCUGAGAUACCCCGCUUUAGGAUCAUGCACCAAGGCAAAAAUUCUGUGGGUUCAGAUGCACAGGAAGACCAUGCUUACCCUUUUGCUGGCAGUUCAAACGUGAAAGUUCGUUUGGGGGUUGUUUCUGCCAACGGAGGACCAGUUAGUUGGAUGGAUCUUCAUUGCGGUGGAGACCGGGUAGAAAAUGAGGAAUAUUUGGCGAGAGUUAACUGGAUGCGUGGAAAUAUUCUCACGGCUCAGGUGCUGAAUAGAACACAUUCUAAACUGAAAAUCCUCAGGUUUGAUAUAAAAACUGGUCAGAGGAAAGUCAUCUUGGAAGAAGAACACGAAACAUGGAUCAAUCUACAUGACUGUUUCACGCCAUUAGACAAAGUACCUAAUAAGUCAACUGCUGGAUUCAUCUGGGCUAGUGAAAAAACAGGAUUUAAACAUUUGUAUUUGUACGAUAUAGAUGGAGAGUGUUUGGGACCAAUCACUCAAGGUGAUUGGAUGGUUGAGCAAGUUGCUGGUGUGAAUGAGGUUACUGGCGUCGUUUAUUUUACUGGAACUCUAGAUGGUCCUUUGGAAUCUCAUCUUUACUGCACCAACUUAUUCCCGGAUGCAGGCCAUUCCUUACAGGUUCCCAUGAGAUUGACACAGGGAAAGGGAAAACAUGUGGUUGUGCUGGAUCAUCAGCUUCAGAGGUUUGUAGAUAUCCAUGAUUCCUUGGGUUCACCUCCCAAAGUUACUCUAAACUCUUUGCUCGAUGGAAGCUUGAUUACGUCUUUUUAUGAGCAGCCAGUCUAUAAUCCCAGAUUCAAGAAACUCCAGCUUGAGUUUCCAGAGAUAAUUAAGGUAGAGGCGAAGGACGGAACUGCUUUGUAUGGAGCACUAUACAAACCUGAUGUUGCAAGAUUUGGACCACCGCCGUACAAAACGAUGAUUCAAGUUUAUGGUGGCCCCGGUGUACAACUAGUGUGUGAUUCUUGGAUAAACACAGUCGACAUGAGAGCCCAAUAUCUGAGAAGUAAAGGCAUAUUAGUUUGGAAGAUGGAUAACAGAGGAUCCGCUCGACGUGGGCUCAAAUUUGAAGGUGCCAUCAAAUACAACUGCGGCCAGAUUGAGGCCGAGGAUCAACUAACUGGAGCAGAAUGGCUCAUUAACCACGGGUUAGCCCAACCUGGUCACAUUGGCUUGUACGGAUGGAGUUACGGCGGAUACCUCUCAGCCAUGACCCUCGCAAGGUUUCCUGAAGUUUUCAAAUGUGCAGUCUCUGGUGCUCCAGUCACAUCAUGGGACGGAUAUGACACAUUUUAUACUGAAAAAUACAUGGGUUUGCCUUCCGAAAAAGAGUCGAGCUAUCUACGCAGUUCCGUAAUGCACCAUGUUGAUAACAUGAAAGGGAAGCUGCUGCUUGUGCACGGUAUGAUAGAUGAGAACGUGCAUUUCAGGCACACAGCGAGGCUUGUGAACGCGCUUGUGGCAGCUGGGAAACCUUACGAGUUGUUGAUUUUCCCAGACGAAAGGCACAUGCCUCGUCGGCUUAGGGACCGCACAUACAUGGAGGACAGAAUAUGGGAUUUUAUCCAGAGGAGUUUGUAGAUAACUUCUUCAGUUGGUAGAAAAUUUGUGGAGAUGGAUCCGGUCCUUGAUGAAGAAGAUGGCACUUUAGGUGCUCGAUCCUUGAUGUUUGGAACCCUUCUGAUUCUCCUUUCAGCUUACUGAACCGGAAAUGCACCUUGUAUCUAAUGUUUCAUUUAAUUCGACCUUGUAACUUCAAUGUAAUAAACCUUGCUGCCUCCUACUCUUAUCAUAUAUGAGUAAUAAGCAAUAUUUGGGAUUGGGUAUACGCAAUUA